AUGACGUCUGUGGCUCACAAGGCUGGCGACGACGGGGGGGGAGGCGUGCGGUGGUACGAGUUCCGCCUGGCCGCGACGUCGCCCCGCCCCUCGCAGAGCGCGCUUGAGCGGGCGCUGUCGUCGCUGUCUGGGGUGUCUGUGCUCGGCGUCAGCGUCCGGGAGGAGGACGCGGCGAUUGUCGUGAAGACACCGUGGACCAGUGAGCCGCUCGGGCGGCGGUUCCACGACGCCAUCGUCGCCCUCGGCUACGACGUUAUCGCGGAUGCCCCGGUGGAGAGCCGGUUUAUUAUUGAAGGCAUGACAUGUGCGUCGUGUGCCGCGCGGAUUGAGUCCCACGUGCGGAGUCUGCACGGUGUGGAGAAGGCGUCGGUAAACUUUUCGGCGAUGACGGCCCUCAUUGUGCACAAUCCACAGCUGGUGUCAGCCAGGGACCUAAGGGACGAGAUUGUCGGCAUGGGGUACCAAGUUAAACUGCGGCGGACACCAGGAAGCACGCGACGGCCACCAGCAGGGUCGUUGAGCCCUGUUGAGGGGAAGCUGACUAUAGUUGGGCUGUCGUCGGCGGAGUCCGCAGCGCGCGUUCAGGCGUGCGUCCGGCGCUUAAGUGGGGUGAGGGACUGCCUCGUCGACUUCUCGACGGGGGUCUGCAAGGUGGCGCUGGAGCGGGAGGGUCUUCUUCUGUCUGUCGGGGAGACGAUUGCCUCCAUGGGGUACGCAGUCUCCGUGUCGCAGCUUGAGGGCGCCCCAGAUGCGGUGUUUGUUGACGAUAUGAGGGAGGCCUUGGAGCGGACAGGAGAAAUUGCGGAGCAGAAGGAACGGUUUGUGGGUGCCGCGGUGCUGGCAACGCCGCUGGCCCUAAUUAUGCUUCUCAUGGCGACAACAAAUGUCAUGGCUGGCUCGAGGAGGAUGAUUUUUUUAGAUUUUGUGCAGCUGGCUAUCUCGACACCGAUUGUGUUUCACUACGGCUCCGUGUUUUUUGUCCACGCAUGGCAAAGCCUGAGGCACGGAGUUUUUACGAUGGACACGCUGGUGGCCAUUGGGUCUGGUUGCUCCUACGCCUACUCCCUGGGGGCGUGUAUUAUGAUGCUUCUAACGCAGCAUCACCUGGCCACGUACUUUGAUGCCGCGGGUAUGCUGAUUGCGUUCAUGCUGCUGGGCCGCUUUCUGGAGGCGCGGGCGAAGCGCAGCACGAGCGAUGCACUCAUUGAGCUAAUGAACCUCGUGCCACCCGUCUCCAUCGUCGUGACCGCGCAAGGUGACGUGACCGUGCCGUCCUCGCUGGUGGAAAAGGGAAUGCGACUCCGCGUGCUGGCUGGGGACCGGAUCCCGGUUGACGGCACCGUCGUGGAGGGAAUCUCCGACGUGGAUGAGCAGAUGGUGACGGGUGAGGCGGUCCCCAAGGCGGUGCGGCCAGGCAGUGCCGUGAUUGGCGGGACAACAAACAUGACGGCAAUGCUGCUGGUGGACGCGAACAAAAUAGGGGAGGAAACCAUGCUGUCUCAGAUCCUGCGCUGUGUGCAAGAGGCACAGAACAGCAAACCCGAAAUUCAGCGCAUUGCCGACAGAUUAGCCACGUACUUUGUACCUUUUGUUAUCAGCUUCUCAGUGAGCGUCUUUUUCGUUUGGCUCUUUCUUGGUGUCUUUAAGCUUUACCCACCAGCGUGGCGCGGGGGUGGCGAGACCGUCGUAAUGUUUGCGUUUGAAUUUUUUAUUGCUUCCGUGGUGGCGGCCUGCCCCUGCGCCCUGGGACUUGCGACGCCGACCGCCAUCAUGGUGUGUACCGGCGUCGGGGCGAAGACGGGCCUCUUGGUGAAGUCCGGGAAAACGCUGGAGGCCGUGCAUCACUCCCGCUGCAUCGUCUUCGACAAGACCGGCACCAUCACCAACGGGCGGUUGGAGGUCGUCUUUAAGAGAUGCUGGGGCGGCGACGCCGAUGCGGUGGUCAAGCUGGUGGGGUUUGUGGAGCAGCUCUCGAACCACCCCGUGGCGAAGGCCGUGGCGGGCGGGAUUCUUGCGGCGCCCGGCCCGGCGGAGGCGUACGACGUGGUGUAUUCUAAAACCCACAGCGGCCUCGGCGCCGAGGCCGUCGUCCGCCGCAAGAAUCCCGCCGGCGCCGAGGUGCGGGUGCACGUCGGCAACCUUGCGCUGAUGCGCGAGGCGAAGAUUGAGGUCCCCCUGGAGGUUGAAUGGACGGUGCGGCAGCAGAACAGCCUGGCGAGGACCACCAUCGUCGGGGCCGUCGAUGGCGUGGCGCGGCUCGUGGUUGCGCUCGCGGACCAGCCGAAGCGGGAGGCGGCCGGGGUGCUACACUUUCUGCAGCAAGAGGGCGCCCAGGUGCUUUUGGUCACGGGCGACAACAAGAGCGUGGCGGCGCAUGUGGCGAACGCCGUUGGCAUUCCGCCUGAAAACGUCUACGCCGAGAGGCUUCCCACGGCAAAGGCAGACAUUGUACGGCAAAUGCAGUCCGAGGGUCACUGCGUCAUCUUCGUUGGUGACGGAAUCAACGAUAGCCCGGCACUGGCGCAGGCCGAUGUGGGGAUUGCGCUCGGUGCCGGAACUCAAAUCGCCAUUGAAGCCGCCGAUGUGGUACUCGUAAGCAACAGCCUCGUUGACAUCCUGAACCUGCGGGCUCUUUCCAUCACCACCGUCCGACGCAUAUACGGCAAUUUUUUCUGGGCAUUUGGCUACAACUUUUGCAUACUUCCCUUUGCAAGUGGAAUGCUAUACCCACUCAUCCAUGUACGUCUGCCGCCCAUACUGGCCAGUGCGGCGAUGGUGUGUUCCAGCCUCGCCGUUCUCCUGUCUAGCUUGUCCAUUAGGUGUUUUAAACCCUACAAAGCAGAUCAGUUUAUUGAGCAAGCGUAG
Trypanosoma conorhini is the source of this 2865-nucleotide messenger RNA. RefSeq names its product putative copper-transporting ATPase-like protein. Gene Ontology annotation, cellular component: membrane. The transcript has a single exon. Gene Ontology annotation, molecular function: ATP hydrolysis activity; ATP binding; copper ion binding. The record is from RefSeq and is a predicted model, not a curated record. Lineage: Eukaryota; Euglenozoa; Kinetoplastea; Trypanosomatida; Trypanosomatidae. Gene Ontology annotation, biological process: copper ion homeostasis; monoatomic cation transport. Bases 1 to 2865 code for a protein of 954 amino acids.